Ipomoea triloba (trilobed morning glory) is the source of this 1994-nucleotide messenger RNA. RefSeq lists its product as uncharacterized. The record is from RefSeq and is a predicted model, not a curated record. Lineage: Eukaryota; Viridiplantae; Streptophyta; Magnoliopsida; Solanales; Convolvulaceae. The transcript has 2 exons. Bases 12 to 1670 code for a protein of 552 amino acids.
UAUAUAUUCCUAUGUUCCAGAUAUUCAACACAAAACCCAUUGACAUCUAUGCUCUUCAUCUAAUCUUCAGAAAAUUUGAAACUGGAAGAUUAAACACUGCACAUUGGAUCAUGGCAAAAACAUUCUGGUUUGAAAGAACAGAACUGAGGACAUUUUCUGAUGAAGAAGAUCAGUUCAGAACUCCUUGGAGAGAACUCCUCCAAGAAGAGGAGAAAUGUAUCAUUGACAAUUUAUGGAAUAUGAGUUCUCCCCAGGCAAAAGCUAAACAAGUAGCUUGCAUCAAGGCUCUUGUAAGCUACUUUUGUUUGGGGAAACAUAAGAAACCAUUCACUUGUUAUGUUCUGUAUACUGGUCCUAAGGCCGGGGUAUACUUAACAUGGGAAGAAUUGGUUCCUUUUAAGGAAGAACUUGAAAUAUCUAUGAGAUAUGGACAACCCUCAUAUAAGGGAUUCUAUGAUAUUGAUGAGGCCAUCAAAUCCGCAUUUCAAAUUUGCGGAAAAGAUAUCAUCAUCUCUCCUGAUGUGAAGAGAUAUCAGGAAUAUUUGAAAGUGUUAAAAACAUCUUUUGAUCAAGAAUUUCCAAACAAAACUGGGAAUUCACCUCGUACACGUGUUCUAGCAUCUUCUCCUUCCCUUCAAAAGAGGGAAAAUUCAGAAGAUAAGCCUUCAUCUGGUCCCACACCAUUACCUGUGAAACUUGAAGCUCCUCCUCAAACUUCUUCUUCAAAGGGAAAAGGAGUACAACCGGUCUCAGACCAUUUACCAGCACAAAUUUCAACAGUCAUUCCUACAGGUACUAAUGAGCCAACAUUUCAUACAUUUUGUCUUCUCCAAGAGUUUCUAGCCCAAGUCACUAACACUCUAGGGAUUUCCACUUCCUGGGAAUUUGAAUUCGCUUACAACCCUUUCAAAUUUUGUUCAAGCCAGUUUGACAGUUGCCCAGAAAACAAGGGCGGGCAGUGCUAUUGUAAAUUGGAUUGGGGAAUUAGAAAGGCCAAUAUUCACAUUCCUUCAUUCAAACCCUUGAGGUUCAGAGGCUACCCGGUAACCAUUCAGACUUUAAUCCAACACGGAUUAAUUGAUUCUAUUUUCUUUCCACCAUCAAUCACUGAUUUCUCAGAGUAUUUUCCAGAAAUUUUAGCAGAGACAUUCGAACAAAUAGUCCUGGUAAACCCUAGAAAAACCCAAUUAAAAUUUCUGUCUCUUUACCCAGAUUUUGAACAAAACAUUCCAUCAUUCCAUCUGAUAGAUGCCUCCUUCCAAGGCAUAGAUGAUGAAUAUACAGACUUCCCAGUCCAAAAUAUUGGACCAAAGACUAUUCAAAUUGAAGAGCCAUUGCAGACACAAUUGGAUCUGGUUCGAGCUAAAAUUAUUGCCAAUGAGUUUGGAUGGACAAGACAAAAAUUUGAUACAAAAAAACUGGUGAGAGAGGAUAGAUCUGUAAAAAUUUAUUGUGAUUCAAGCAUUGCAUCACAAGUCUUUUUUCCUUUCAAUGUUGAACAUUCUAGACCCAGGCGGGUAGAGUUAUACCGCAAUCAAAUGCGAAGGCAAGGCAGUUCAUCAUUUGGAUCAAGACCGUCUUCUUUUGACUCAUCCAAAAGAAGUAGAUUGGAAUCUAGAUCGCCAAGUGCAACUUCUGGCAAAGCAAUUGGAAGUCAACAUCAGCCGUAACUUUUGACAUUUGGGCUCUGAAGGAGACUAAAGGGUGAUGAAGUGAUAACUACUUUUGAAAAAUAUGGCUAAGAAAGGGCAUGAUAUGUAUAAACACUGUCUUCUCUGUGUUUGUUUUGCUUUCUGUCUGCUUUGGGUUUGUUUAGUUUUGUUGUCUGAUCUUGUUUUCUCUUAAAUAGAAACUGUCUUCUUGAGGUUUAAUUGGUUUUUGCUGUUGAUUUUCUUCCUUUUGCCUUCUUUGGUUGUUCGUUUCAUUUGUUCUUCUGGUUCGUGUGCACCAACACCACGAUGAUUUAUCUUCAAUGGGAUAAGAUUACCUGGCUA